Messenger RNA from Sphenostylis stenocarpa, 390 nucleotides. Lineage: Eukaryota; Viridiplantae; Streptophyta; Magnoliopsida; Fabales; Fabaceae. The record is from the annotation of a GenBank genome assembly.
AUGGAGUUGGGCCACAUCGUUUUCGCCGUAAUAGGCUUCUCCACCUCCUUCUUAUUUUGCGUGCCCAACAUCAAGAGAUGGCAGCGGAAACAACUCGCCACAGAAAAACUAAAAAUCGUUAGCGAGGCGUUGGAAGCGGCGGAGGAAAGAGCAGUGAGAUUCCAAGAACGACACGACAGAAUUUUAAGCCAAAUAUGCGCCACUUACUUGACGAAUGCAGAGCUUCUUGAAGCAAUAACGGGUGCUCGAGCCACCAUGAACCAGGCGUUGGACUUUGCUCUUGAAUUGAGGAAAAUUCAGUUUCGAAUCAUCACUUCUUUCCCCGAUACGAUCGACGUUCUCUUGGAUUUGGAUGCCUCAAAACACACGCGAACAAAUGCAUUCAGCUAG